Messenger RNA from Letharia lupina, 345 nucleotides. RefSeq lists its product as uncharacterized. NCBI's taxonomy places the organism in Eukaryota, Fungi, Ascomycota, Lecanoromycetes, Lecanorales, Parmeliaceae. The record is from RefSeq and is a predicted model, not a curated record. The coding region runs from base 1 to 345 and encodes 114 amino acids. The transcript is spliced from 2 exons.
AUGACUUCUCAACACUUUCAUUGGGAGAACAAUCUCUAUGUCCUCACCACGACACGAAUUCUUGUUGUGUUUGGACUGGCAUACCUGAUCAAAAGCUCCUACAAGCUCUACCAGAGACUUGGGACAUUCAUUGGCAGUCUAGACGUUCUAGAAAGGAUGAUCGAAGCAGAGGAAGGGACCGUGGGCCUCGAGCUCAACCUCGAAGGUCUCUUCUCUCAAGACCUAGCCGAGUCUAGUCUAGAAGCCAUGACUAGCGUCGACGAGGUAGUCGAGGUCCACCUACCGCAGCCUAUAUACAGGCCUGACGUUCGCCGACCAGGGUCGCCCGGCCUACCUGAUGAGUAG